Fundulus heteroclitus (mummichog) is the source of this 3001-nucleotide messenger RNA. RefSeq names its product tropomodulin 1 (gene tmod1). The coding region runs from base 446 to 1579 and encodes 377 amino acids. Gene Ontology annotation, biological process: myofibril assembly; pointed-end actin filament capping; muscle contraction. NCBI's taxonomy places the organism in Eukaryota, Metazoa, Chordata, Actinopteri, Cyprinodontiformes, Fundulidae. Gene Ontology annotation, molecular function: tropomyosin binding. The record is from RefSeq and is a predicted model, not a curated record. Gene Ontology annotation, cellular component: myofibril; striated muscle thin filament. The transcript is spliced from 12 exons.
GGAGUGACAGGGCAGCCGCGUGUUGGGGGAGGAAGAGGGAGGAGGAGGAGGAUCACCUCUCACUAAGUUGACUUUGCCGUUUUAGGGAGAUUAGAUUCGGCUUUUCGCAAACCGAGCAAAGACGGGAGAGGGGACGCAUUGACUUCUUGCUGAAUUCAGCCACCUCCAUCCAAAGGGUCAUGGCCGGUUCCGUGUAGCGGAGCGGCUCUGUUAUUUCGGACGGAUUGCCGGGGUUGGUUGGUGCGCUUCGCAGCCGAGCGCGGCUCUCACUGCGGCUCCAGAGGGAAACCAUAUCUGGUCAAAGUAUUCGUUGCUGUCACCCAGUGGAGCCGACCGGCUAUUAAUAGCGCCGGAGGAGCUUCCUACCGUCCCUCAGUUUGAACACUUGGCUGCCUUCUUCUCAUCUCACCCCUGAAGUGGGGCUCAUCGAGGUGUGCGGCUCAUCAUGUCGGUGUUAAAGAAGGAGAUGGACAAGUACAGGGACAUAGACGAGGACGAGCUGCUGAAGAAGCUCUCAGAGGAGGAGCUGCAGCGGUUAGAGGAUGAAUUAGAGGAGCUCGAUCCUGAUAACGCGUUGUUGCCUGCUGGUCUUCGGCAGAAGGACCAGACCAAGAAAGCCCCGACAGGAACGUUUCAGAGGGACAACCUGCUGGCCCAUCUGGAAAAACAGGCCAACGAGCAUCCCGACAGAGAAGACCUGGUGCCGUUCACCGGCGAGAAAAGAGGGAAGGCUUUUGUGCCUAAAAAGAGGGUGGACCCCAUCAUAGAGAACGUGACUCUGGAGCCAGAGCUGGAGGAAGCCCUGGCCAGCGCCUCUGAUGCAGAACUCUGUGAUAUUGCAGCUAUCCUGGGCAUGCACACCCUAAUGAGCAACCAGCAGUACUAUGAAGCACUGGCCAGCAGCACCAUAGUCAACAAGCAAGGCCUCAACAGUGUGAUCCAGUGCACCCAGUAUAAACCCGUCCCUGAUGAGGAGCCCAACUCCACUGAUGUCGAGGAAACGCUGCUGAGGAUAAAGAAGAAUGAUCCUGACCUAGUGGAGGUCAACCUUAACAACAUAAAGAAUAUCCCCGUCCCAACACUGAAGGCGUACGCUGAGGCACUGAUGAAGAACACUGUGGUUGAGAGGUUCAGUAUCGUCGGAACAAGGAGCAAUGACCCCGUAGCAUUUGCACUGGCAGGGAUGUUGAGGGUGAACACAACUCUAAAGAGUUUGAAUGUGGAGUCAAACUUCAUAACCGGGACUGGAAUCCUGGCCCUCAUCGAGUCACUUCAGAACAACACCACACUACUGGAGCUUAAAAUUGACAAUCAGAGCCAGCCGCUGGGAAACAAAGUGGAGAUGGAGAUAGCCAGCAUUCUUGAGAAAAACACCACCUUGUUAAAGUUUGGGUAUCAUUUUACUCAACAGGGCCCGCGCCUGCGAGGCUCCAAUGCUAUGAUGAACAACAACGAUUUGGCCCGGGUCGUCAGAUCAGAAUCAGACGGCUCCUUCACCUUCACUCUGUCAGUUCCCGAGCUGGAGAGAGCCUUUGGAAAAAAGUUCAAGUCCAAGACUAAUAAGAAAGAAAAGGCUUGAGGGAGGACCCAUCUUCCCCAAGUGUCGGACAAAUGUGUAGAAACGAAGGCUACCUUCAUCCUCCUCCAAUCAUCCAUGAUCUCCAUUAUCAGCCUCUCUGUUGUUUGGUAAAUCUUGUGAAAGCAAUACUGUUAUUUUUUUUUUUUUUUUUUUGCAUCUGGGAUGUGUAUUUUUACAAACUGAUUCAGACUUCAGAUACUGCAGCUCUUUGUACACUGCAACCAGGGGGGUGCACACUUAGUGUCAGCAAUAAGAGUCCGUUUGAAUGCAGACCUGUUUUAAAAUUAAUGGUCAUCUUUUGGCUCUUCUUGUAUGCGACAUUAACUUAAUUUUAUUUUUCUUCCCGUUUCAUGAAUGCCUUGUGUUGCCAUUGCUGUUCUUCCCAGCGGUUUUCUUGCCAACAUAGAUUAUAUUCUAUGAAGACAAUGCUGGAGUUCAGACACGAAAGAUAAAACUACACAGCAUAGUUAUAAAAAUCUGAGGUGAUACCCAAUGUGUCAUAUUCUUUUGUGAUUAAAAGCCUACUAUUGGGAUAUGUGUCACUAUAUAUGUAUGUAAUAUAUUUAUUUCAGAAAGACCUUUUAAAAGUUAUAAAGCUUUAAAAACAUCAACUGUAUCUCAUGAGUAAAACAAAAUUGGAAAACUAAGUACUUUCUUAAAUUGUGCUUCAAAGUGAUGCAAAGUUUUGACUCCUUUUUUUUCUGCCUUCAAUUAUAUAAUGUUUUACUAAACAAACAUUGAACGUUCUAUAAAAAAGGAGAACUUUCUAUUUGCUAGCCGUGUAAAAUGGGUUAGAAUAGCAACCCCAAAAAAGCUUGUAUCUGAAUGAGGUUGAAGAGUGAUUGUGGAGGGUGUUUUUAGCAUUUCCUGUAGCUAAAAUAUUUACUGUUAUUAUACAGCUUUAACUGGUUUAUUACAAUAAUCAGAAGGUCCCAACGAGAAAAUGUUUUACUACUGAGGUUAUGUGGAGUCCCCUGUAUUUGAAUUUUAAAAAGUUCAAACUUCCAGAUCAAUUCUAAAUCAAUGGGAAAUAUCCUCAUCAUUGACACAUCAUUUUGAAACAAAAUGAAGAAUGGAGGGUUAUCUAACCAUAUUUAUUUAUAAAUGAGCAGCUUUGUUCAUAAUACCAGUUUUCUAGGUGCAAACAGAAGAACCUAGAGCAGAUAAUAGUGGAAAAUAAUCCAUGUAAAAUUACACUUAAGUCUCUCCUUUCCUACAAACUUGUCAUUGCCUUGGGUGUCUUUCAACAAAUGUUAAUUGUGGAUGGAAACAUUUGUAACCGAGUCCACUUUGAACACUUUUGCCCAUUUCCUCUUGUCUUAUGUGUCUUUUUUUGUCCAUUAGUGCUUGACUGAUUUUUUUAUUGUAGAAUGCACAGUUUUUAGUUGAAAGUGUUCAUGAGUUUAAUAAAGUUUGAAAAUA